Penicillium cinerascens is the source of this 669-nucleotide messenger RNA. RefSeq lists its product as uncharacterized. The coding region runs from base 1 to 669 and encodes 222 amino acids. The record is from RefSeq and is a predicted model, not a curated record. Lineage: Eukaryota; Fungi; Ascomycota; Eurotiomycetes; Eurotiales; Aspergillaceae. The transcript is spliced from 3 exons.
AUGUGCCAACACGAAGUCGCUACCAAUGGCUGGACUAGCACGCCGGCUAAUGCGGGUGCUAUAUUCGCCGACCAACCUUUCAUCAACAAGCCCGAUGAGCUCUCCCUCAACGACAUCAAAUUUCCAUUUGAUGAUCCUGUGGUCUCGAAGACAUUGAAAUACGCCAAAGAAGUCCUCCAUCCGGAAACCUUCAAUCAUUCAAUGAGGGUCUUUUUCUACGGAAUGGCUAUUACCAAGCAGCAAUUCCCGGGGCGAUAUGCUGCCCUUAACCCGGUGACUUGGGCUUUGACAUGCCUGCUGCACGACCUUGGUACGGCCGAGGAGAACCUGACAGCCACCCGAAUUUCUUUUGACAUCUACGGCGGAAUCAAGGCACUCCACGUCCUCAAGGAUUUUGGAGCCACUACGGAUCAAGCAGAGGCAGCUGCAGAGACGAUCAUCCGCCAUGAGGACAUGGGUGUUGAUGGAACGAUCACGUACAUUGGUCAACUCAUCCAGCUGGCCACGACCUACGACAAUACCGAUCAACGAAACCUACCCACGAAUCAAAUGGUGUGCCUUUUUGCUGGGGUCAUUCGCAAGGAGGAGACCAUCAAGCCCUGGUGCCACUCGACUCAUCUUGUCGAUUUUGACAACGAGACUGAGGCCAACGCUCUCAUGAAGCAGUGA